This is a messenger RNA of Coturnix japonica (Japanese quail), 3652 nucleotides long. Lineage: Eukaryota; Metazoa; Chordata; Aves; Galliformes; Phasianidae. The record is from RefSeq and is a predicted model, not a curated record.
GCCACAGGGAGGCGGGACCCCGUGACGGGCCGCUCAGCCGCCGACAGCGGCCUGUGCUCGCGGGGCGGGCCGGAAGGAGCCCGAUCCCCCGCCAUGCAGCACAGCGCGGCGCCCGCGGUGCUGGUCACCACCAGACAAAUCCAGAAUACACACACUGGGUUGGAUCUGUCAGUACCAGAAUACCAGGAGGUCCGUGGGAAGAUGAUGUCUGGCCACGUGGAGUACCACAUAGUCGUCGUUACCCGACUGGCUGCCUUCAAGUCAGCAAAGCACAAACCUGAGGAUGUUGUUCAGUUUAUGGUGUCCAAGAAGUACAGCGAGAUAGAGGAGCUCUACCACAGACUGUCAGCACGGUAUCCACAUGUUCCUCUUCCACUCUUGCCUAGAAAAGUUCUGUUUGUGGGAGAAUCUGACAUCUAUGAACGAAGAUCAACGUUCAAUGAUAUCAUGAAAUUCAUCUCAAAAGAUGAGGAUCUAGCAACGAGUCCUGAGUUACUGGAAUUUUUAGGAACAAAAUCCACUGGUGUCACUGACUUCAAGGGUAGAAACGUUCCUGAUGACAAAGAGAAAGAAGAUGAAGAAAAUGAUGCACUGGAUUUCUUCAAAGAGGAGAAGACACCAGACUUGAUUUCAAAGCUUGCAACACUGGAGAAUGCUGAGAAAAAUGAGAAAAAAGAAGAGGAAGAGGAGGAAGAAGAUUUAGACCCUCUUGGUAUAAUCAGAACUAAAAAAACAAAGAAGGCAUCUGCUCCUCCAGCAAAGGAACAGAAGCACAAAUUAAUCAUUUUUGAAGAGGAAGUAGACCCAGAUGAGGGACUGUUUGGCCCGGAGAAAGAUUUCUCAUCACUUGGUUCCAGGAAGAAGAUGAAAGAGGAUGUGAAAUUAUUUGAAGAUCCAGACCUUGGAGGAAUGGUGAAAUUGGGUGACUCAUUGCUGUUGCCAGCUGCCUGUGAGAAAAGGGAGCACAUUCUGAACACAGCUCCUGAGGAGGACACCGAGGAGCUCCUAAGCAGUGACUUGAAACCUGAGGAAGCAACUGUUAGAGAGACAAAUGAGCCUGCAAAAUGUGUGUGGGCUCUGCAUGUCACAACAUAAGGAAGAAGAGAAUAUGAUAAAUGCUCUCAUUGCAGAUGGAAGACUGUGCUCUCUGUGGAUGCCUGCUCAAAUAAAAGAAUUACUAUUUUAAGUAGAAUUAUGCACAUUAAGGAGUGUUGAAGCUUGAGAAAGACCAAAUGCUUUGCAAGUGCAAUGAAAGAGUUGUGGUUGUUUGAUGUUUUUUUUAUGGCAAAACACUGACAUCCUUUCAAACAAAUAUCUUCCCUCUUCCUGUCCACUGACCAAAACCUACUGGUUUCUGAUUUCUCUACCUACCAACAAACAUCAUGUGAUGGUGAUGGAGAAACAAGGUGAGCUACCACACUCAUCAUAGAGGAGGACACUCUUUCCUACCCUUAGGUCUGCCAUAAUACUUCAAUGAGGUACUUGUACUUACACAUCUCUCCAGAACUUGUGGAAAAGAGAUAGAUUGCUAUGGUCGGAAACAGCAAAGUCAAAUACCAAUACUGCCUUCACAGAAGAAAAGCACAUCCUUCACAGGAUACACUUUACAAGAGUGAGUAAUAGGCAUCCAAAUCUGAUCUCUUCUCCACAGGAAUAGAGAGGAACCCAAACACAUCCAGCAAGUCCAGGGUUCCAUUGCUUUCAACUCAUCCAAGGUACAGAGUGGUCUACUGCAGGAAGCUGAAAGGGUAACUGACCAACCCUUUCUCAGGUGUUAGAAUAACUUCCAUUGGAAAGGGAUUUAUGGUUAUGCUUCUCCUCUCACUUCCUGGGUUGCAUCACACCAUACAAUGAUUCCUUCUGGAUGCAUUCAGCCUUUUACCACCAUUCUGAAAGUUUCUCCUCAAGUACGACUUCUAUUUAAGGUAGUGAUUGAUAGAAGUCAACUGCUACAGAAACCAGUAUCCUGCAAACUCUUACAUCGUGGUUCUAGACCAAACCAGUUCUAGACCUGACUGUCUGAGUGUUGCAGAAGCUCUGUGGCCCACAGAAUUACAUAAAUUACCACACAUCUUAACCUGAAAUAAUUAUCAGAGUUGUCUGAGCAGCCCUUUAGGAGAGAUUCAGUUUGCUUCACCUUUGAUAAUGAAUAGGGAGUCGAGAUGGAAGAAGGCAGCUGUCAGCAUAUAGUGUCAUCUAGGGACCAUCCAGUCAUAGCCAGAGACACAGGCUAUAUAGCCAACUAUACCAUAAGCUGGUGACAAGGGAACUUUCUAGAGAAGCAAGAGAAAAAAAAGUUUGAACUUCUUCAGGACAGGGGAAAAUUGAACCAGGUUCUCUGGGUCAGAUUGUAAAAACAGCUGUCUCCUUUCUUGGAUGAGUGACCUAACAGCUCAACAGUGCAGACUCUCAUGUUCCAGAUAUAUCUCCUAGCACUGUUUGAAGUACCAGUAUGAACUUACCUGGAAUGGACUGUAGGGGAAAGCAGGAGCAGGUGGACAAUACCCCCUACACAGCCCCCUGUGCUGUCCCCUUCUGUUAUUAACUCCAACCUGUGUGCUUUCCACAGGCCAUACUGUCUCUAUUGCCCAUUCUAGAUGUAAAGGCCAACAGAUAUUUCAAAGCCUUUUUUCUAUCAAAUAUGUGAUAUUACAUCUCUCCCCCAACACUUCAGUAAAGCAUAUGUUGUGCACAGAAUUAACACCAGACAAAAUAAUGGUAGUAAGAUACAGAAAGAUAAAAAGCAAGAGCUGUUGUGAGUUGCAUAACGCAGCUUCAAGUCUGAUCCUUCUGGAUACUUUAGCAAAUUAUGGCAGCCUUUGUCUCUUGCAUUCAUUACUAAUUCUUCUUAUUAGAGCAUUCCUGGCAGGCUGAGGAGGUCACUGCUCUCAUCACACUAGAUGCUGCGCGCAGACAUUGUUGUUUUCAUCCCAGAAGUUUUGUCCAGACAGAAUGGAAGUCAAGAAAAGUGACAUCUAAUAUGCUGAUAUUCUGAUGGCAGCUAUAUUUUUGUCUGCAGCUCAGACGUCUUUCAGUCCCUUUUAGUCCACAUGCUAGCAAUUAUUAUACCGUAGGGCUUUGUGACGGUCUUCCUUUAAUAGGGGUUUUGAUUGCUUUCUGUCCAGAAACAAUGAGAUUUUCCACCAAAGAAAGUCUGUGAAUCAGUACAUCAAUAUGGCAGGAAUUUUAAACAAUGUGGUGCUGCUUUUCCAUUGGAAAAAAAUAAACGAGAUAGAGACUAAUUAGAGAAUGAUUAAUUACAUGGAUUCUGUACCUGAUUGUCUGUAACAAAAUGGGGGAUGGAAGCAGGAAGGUUCUUCCUUUAAUCUGCUUGUUAUUUCAGAAUAUUAUUUGCUUGACUUUUUUCUUCUACCUCCUCCUCGCCUGGAGUUAAAUAUGGUGGUAGUUAUGCACUGUAACAAUUCAUCUGCUUCUCAAGAAAUAGGAGUCCUUGUUUCUAUCUCUGCCUGAGGCAUUUUGCAUUUUACCUCUUUAGUUUUCCGAAGGCAAUUGUGUCUCACAUGAUCAAACAGCAGUGGAUGAAACAGUUUGCCUAAUGCUGCAGCAUGAAAAGCAGGUUUUGAAACAAAGAUCACAUUAUCUGCUGUGUCCUCUGUAGAAGAUUUUUCUCUCUUACAGAGCUCUUUCAUAA